This is a messenger RNA of Aspergillus wentii DTO 134E9, 1150 nucleotides long. RefSeq lists its product as uncharacterized. Lineage: Eukaryota; Fungi; Ascomycota; Eurotiomycetes; Eurotiales; Aspergillaceae. The transcript has a single exon. The record is from RefSeq and is a predicted model, not a curated record. The coding region runs from base 128 to 895 and encodes 255 amino acids.
CCCUUUGGGUAAGUUUAACGUUUCGGAUCGAGAUUUUGGGAUGAUGCAAUGAGAGCUGAGACUGAUGAGCUUGUGUGUUUUUUAUUAGGAUGCUAUCUUAUCACGUGGGAAAAUCGUCGACUUCGUGAUGGACGACGUUAAGGGCUUCCAUGAUGAUCUGGACGAUCUGGAAGGGGACGAGAAAAUGUUCGAAGCCAAUGAGACUGAGCUGGGCAAACCUACGACAGACAUGACAGAUUCCCCCAAAUCGGCAAUCCUGCCAGUGCCCGAGCUAAGCGAUGACCUGGAAACAACAGCCAGAAAGAUGACAUCCCUCGCCAAGGUCAUCCAGGACGGAACCCACCUCACCAUCUGGACAGGCUGGAAGCUGGCGUCCAACCAACCACGCGACCCGAAGAGCAUCGCCAAAUCCGAAAUGAGCAUCCCCGAACUAGAAGCCUACGAGUUAUGGAAUGAGGGCAAGGGCGUGACACCGCCGACGAUGGACUGGAAUGCCAACGUGGCCGCGGUGCCGGACGGAAAAAACAGCCUGAAAAGACUCACGCAGCGGGCGGCUGCAAUGGACGUGGUCUGGGGACGACGUCAGGGGACAACGCUGCCCGAGCAUGCUGCGUGGCUGACCUUUAACAUGGGGUCAGCGUUGCCCCUCGUCAAGGCCGUGACUCGGAUGUUGAAUGCGGAAAGAUAUUAUGGAAACGAACCCCGCGCCCGGAUGACUGAUCUGGAAGCUGCCGAGUUAGAUACGCUAUGCAAGAUCCGAGACACCGCAGAGAGAAAUCGCUCACGAGAGCUGGCGAGGAUUCGGAAGCUCAUGAGGGAAAUUGUGCACGCGCAGGGAGUCAUUGGGACUCGGAUUCGAGCUCUGGAGAGGAAGCACCCAGGUAUUCAAGACUAGUGGAGACGAACUACUGUGUAGCUGUGGAGGUGCCCAAUAAAUGAGGAUAGCCGAUAGCUAAUGAUCACGAAGGUAAUGAUAAUAUGAGUCUCGCAUUCUGGAUAUCUUGUCUUGAUAGUUUUCACAAUUCAUAGCGAUUCAUACGAGAUAAAACACCAUGACGCAAGGCGCAAUACGGUAAACGAACCACUCGCGCCGAUUGGCCGCCGGCGAAGUCGGAUAUUAAGCUGGGACGCCGUGAAUCGCGCCAGGCCC